CAAACAUGGCGCACGUCAAACUAGCCAGAAAGUGAAAUGGAGAGUAAAUGCGCUUGCGAUUAGGAGACAACGGAACAUCAGAAGUCACCAGUCAUGUGGCCGAUGGUGUUAGACUAUACAAAAGAUGAAUGCCAAAGAAUGCUUCGGAAACUGGAAUUGGAGGCAUAUGCUGCUGUGGUGUCAGCCUUCCGGGCCCAAGGGGAGCUGACCAAGGACAAGAAGAAGACUCUGCAAGAACUGAGCAAUAUUCUUUGCAUAUCACUAGAACGGCAUCGUGCGGAGAUACGGAGGGCUGUAAAUGAUGAGCGGCUGAACACCAUUGCGGAACGCAUUGUGGGUCCCAACACAUCAUCCGACUGGGCCAUUGAAGGCCGACGCCUGGUGCCGCUGAUGCCUCGGCUAGUGCCACAGACGGCCUUCAGUGCACUGGCCAACAACGUGGCCAACAGCUUGGCAAAUGCUCAGGCAGCCAAGAGUGCCACUGCUGCUCCCACUGCUGCUUCUGGUGUCACUGCUUCCCUUGAAAAGGAGUUGCUUCACAUUACUGGAAACGGUCCCAGCACAGCCAUGCCAUCAUGUUCGGGGCUCAACGGUCCAACGACGUCACCUCGACCACUGCAGGCCACUGCAGUUGUGCCUCCCAGCGCAGCGUGGAUGCCACCAACCACCACUGGUACGAUGGCAAAAGCACCGAGCCCAGCUGGUGUGAAGACAGAGCCUCUGCCGACAGUCCCAGAUGUUUCUCAAGCAGAUGAGGACAACGCCACGCGCAAGAGGAAGCGCUCCCUUAGCUUAGACUCCCUGCCAUCGCCACUAGCUGUCAACGCAACUGCUUCAGUGGCUGUGACUAAGCCUGCUUCUACCACUGCCCCCGCCACCGCUGUCACUGUGACUACUCCCGUGACCACCCCUGCUGCAGCUACUCCUGCACCUGCCCCUAUCGCUGCGCCGCUCACACGAGUUACCAGCAACGGUCCUGUUGUGACAAAGGUGGUGGUCCCAACAUCACUUCCUGGUGCCACUGCAGCUGCCUCACCAGGCAUAAUGACGAAAGUAGUUAACCUUCCAUCGGUGUCCACUCCGCAGCUCAGAGUUCCCAUGGCGGCAACGCAAAGGACAACCAGUGUGCCAGCAAGCUCUCAAAAGGUGAUCCUGGUGUCCACUACAGCAGCACCCGGCUCCAUGUCUUCAAACCUGCUGCAGCCCCCUCUGAGUGUGCCCGUGGUGAAGACGGUGUCGGCACCGGGCACGACACCACUCGUGCACCAGGGCAAGGCACCCAUGGUCAUGGGCUUACAAGCCUCCUCAGCCAGUCAUCCCUCCUGCUCUUCGCCCGCUGCUUUCACCAGUGUUGCAUCUAUUGUCAGCGCUCCAGUGCCAUCAGCAUCCGUGUCGGUGACGAGCGAGCCUGGUGUGGUGCGCCUGCGGCCACGGGCGGUGACGGUGAACCCCCGGUUGCCUGUCCGGGUGCCUCGCAUCCCUACACCAGUGCCUCCUUCAAUGGGCGGUGGUCCCCCGCAGCUGCCCUGCCCGUCGCCCUCAUACGGCAAGGCCACUAUCUCGGUGCCCAAGGGGGCCAUCAUGCAGUAUCGCCAGGAAGGCAGUGAGUGGCUGACCUUUUGCCAUCCGCCACCUGCUGGUGGCCUGGGGGCAGACAACAUCGGUUGGAACAGACGAAAAACAGUGAAGAUAAUUGCUCAAAGCCAGUUGCCCAUCUCUGGCACCAAGCUUGUGACCAAGGCGGGCCCUGGCUCCUCCAUUGCCACCUCCUCUUCCUCCUCCUCCUCCACCUCCCUCAACGUGGCACCACGGGUUUCCACAGUCUCCAUUACAAGCAAUCAGACCCGGGUAGUGAAUGUGAUCACGACGUCGCAGCCUGGCGUAGUUCGAACUCUGAGCCGAACGGUGACCCCUGGUACAUCAGGUUUGAGCCAACGCCCAAGUCCCACAGGGCUGCGACCCACACUGGGCUCAGGCGCAAAGCCUAACGUGAUUGUCGUGCACAAGGCCCAGGUGUGGCCUCAAGCUCAGCCUGGAAUGGCAUCGUCAUCAUCUCAUCUCAGCCGGUCUACGGACUCUGUUACAUAUCUUCAAAGGCAAGACCGACCCAAGACCAGUGUUGGGGCGUGCGGCACUGUGACAGUUGUCAAGACAUCAGUUCCUGUUCCCCAGCCCUGCAUCGCACCUGUUGUGAGGGUGUCCAGAGAGACUGCUGUGAAAACUGUGCCACGUCUGUCCAUGCCCGUGAGAAAGCCACCUGAGCAGUCCUUAGAUGCUAACAGCAGCAGCAGCAGUGGCGGCUCUGCUUCCGGAAGCAGCGGGGGCAGUGGGGGCAACAACAGUAGCCUUCUGGCUGAGCUGAUGCAGGCCGCAGGCAUCCUUCAAGACGAGGGCGACAGUGGGCGGCCACCCCCACUUCUGGUAGUUGGUGAAGAUGCUGUGCCACCAGCCGAGGUCGAAGUGGCCAUUGACACUGUGCCCUUGGACGACAAUGCUGUGAUACUAGACGAUGGCCACCUGUUGGUGGACAGCGAGGAAGUGAACUUAGUGGAGACCACCCCAGGUGUAGUUGUGGAGGAGUCCCCAUGCCUGCUUCAGGACCAUGUGGUCUGCCACGAAGUGGAACUGGUCGCCCAGCCUGGACUACAGCUUGAGGUCGUUUCAACAUCACCUGCGACAGAAAGUAAUCGUGCUCAAACUUCCCAGAAUGGUCAAAUUGCAACCAAAGAACCAGCAAGCCAUAAAGUUUUGCCAAGUACAUCGUCCUCAGCUGAACAACCAAAACUAAAAAGUGCGAACAGUGGCGGCACGUCACCAACGCCAGCACCUGAAAACAGGUUGGACAGGCCUCGCAGCCCUCACAGGAAACGGCCGGGCUCUGAUGAUGGGAAGGAUGUUCCCGGUGCCAGCAAUGGUGUUGUGGCUUGUGGAGUUGCUGAACGGCUGGGUCUGAUGGUUUCUGGUACCACUGCCAUUUCCAUAUCAUCUACCAGCAUAGUGCAAGCGACUGACACUGCCCAAGCUCAAAGACCUGCCACCAAUUCGCCAGCAAUAGUUGCCACACAGCCUGCCCAGCUUGUCUCUUCAGAGCCUCUAAAGAAAGCAAGUAGUCUGUUGCGGCGGACUAAUAAUUCUGAUCUAGCCGUCCCUGGCCCUAGUAAAAUGUCCGCCAUAGGUUCAACAUGGAAGCCCAGUACGAAGUCGCCGCCUCCUGGACCAAGUUCGACUGGAGAGCAACAGCCUAACGGGCCUCAGCAACCCAUUGUUCAUGUUCAACCAGUGCCACCUGUCAGCAUGAGUGAAGCACCGUCAACAUCUAAUGGACCUUCAAGGUUGUUGCCAAGUGCUAUUGCAGUUGAAAGUCUUAAUGAAAAUUCAAAUGCAGAUAUGAGUGACAGUCUAAGUAGCAGACAAGCAAGCAAGAAUUUGAGUACCACUUCAAAUGGAAAUGGUGGCCCGAGCCAGAGCUCUCCGGAGAACAUAGCUGAAGAUUCAGCAGAGAACUCUGUGGAGAACCUGAUGCAGAGCUUGGAGGGGAACUCGGAUGACAACACAAACGACAGUUCCCAAGAAAGCUCCAGCGUGGUUGGUGGUGCAAUUAACGAGGAGGAUUCUGUGGAACCCACGGACCUCCAGGACUCCAUAUCGAGUUCCUCCUCGGCAGCACUAGUGUACCCCCGCAACCCUGAUGAAGAGCAGUCAGCCAUAAUCAGCUCAUCAUCGAAUGACCAUGGUCGGAGGGACAUUCACAAAGCUAAGCGCGCUUGCGAUGUGAGCAGUUCGACGUCGGUGUCUGCGUCGCCGUGCCCAGUUGCACCAAUGCCUUCAACUUCUGCCGUCUUCAAUGAGCAGCGUCUGCCAGCUGCCAGUUCAACACCAUCCGCUCCUGAGCAGAACUCUCCCGAUCAGACGAGCGAGGGCAGUUCCACAGGCCACUUUCAACUGCCUUCCUGCUUCGGCGAGGACAAUGGUGGCAGCAGUUCCAAUGUCACGUCAGCCGAGCUUGAGAUUGCUGUGGUCUCCUCGCCAACUCCGGAUGCCCAAGAGUUGGCGAACAGUGCGAGCGGCGAGAGCAGUGUUGCUGGUAGUGAAGAGCGAAGAAGCAGUGCCGUUGAGUCGUCCGAGCAGGAUGGUCCAGCGGAAGUGAGCUCGGCUGUCACAACACAGCAACCUGGCAUUUCGUUGCUGCGUGCUCAGCGUGAAGAGGUGACGUCAGCGCAGAAUGGUAAUGGCUUGUCAUCCGCAGCAAGCAGUGAAGUGACGUCGGCAGUGUCGUGUCCUAACUUUGAUAAUGAUGAUGACGACGGUGUUGAUGGUAAUGAGGCCGGACCGCUAGUGAGUGAGCUUGUUGUCAAUAGUGACGAAGAAGAAGUGAGCACUGCUGAGGCUGUGUUAGUGCAUUCUGAAGGCCUGGCGGAAAUCACAUGCUCAACUAUAGAUGCUGCAAGUGCUUCGACAGCUUCUGGUAGCCUGUUUCACCUCAACACACGGCCUCUGUCUGUGUCCAGCACGGAGGAGGCGGAAUAUCUAGGAGGGUCUGUGGAAGUGGACUCCCACGAGGACAUUCCUGAUGCCCAAGCCUUCAGUGACGUGGGCACAAGCAGCAGCUGUGGUAACAGAGGUGAAGUGAUGGGAACAGAGGCUACUGUGGGAACUGUGCCACCGGCACCUGAUGAAGCAUCAUCAGACUCACACUCGGGCGUCGAGUCGUCGCGCACUGUGUCGACAGCCUGUGACAGUGCUCCUCCAGCUGGCAACCAGGGAAACCUGAAUGGUGCAUCAGACCAGCCGAGCCAGUCUGAAACUGGGGGCGGCUUUUCAACGGCAUCUGCAGCAGAGGAACCUGUUGAAUCUGGAAACAUUGGGGAAGAAGUCUAUGAAUUACUGAUCUGCGAUUCUGAAGCCAGUGAGGGCAUCACAUCAGUCAUGGUCGACUCGGUGUCCAGCACCGUGUUCGGAGCACAGCGGGUUGCUGGCCCAUCUCCGUCCACAUAUCACUUAGUCUCCCUUCCGUCGUGCUCAUCGUCCGGCCCCAGCACAUCGCACUCACCUCCUGCAAUAGAUGUGGCAUCACUCAAUCUUGCUUAUCACAGAACUGAUGACGUGGCACACCUCGACACUUCAUCAUCUUCCUCAUUGUCAAGUAGCAACGGGCAACCCAUUGUGGCUGAUUCCUCUGCUGGCCUGCCAUUGCGCGAUAACACCGCUGCCUUGAAUAGUGUCCCAGGCAGCACUUCUAGUGGAAGUAAGCCAGUACAAGUGGACAAUGGGCACACCAGCAAUAACGGCAGUGGAAGCAGUGGUAGUAGCAGCAGCGGCACCAGCUCAGACCCCGCGACACCGCUGAACAUUGAUGACUCCGAGACAUACGAAAACGGAGCAGCUUCGACGUGCUCAUCUGCUUGUGAUGUCAUUCUGGUCGGAGCUCAUGCCGCGGGAACCUCAUCCGAGAUCGUGGUCUUCGCAGAAGAGGAAGCAACAGCCAAUGUGACUGUUUCCUCAGACAACUGCGAUGAUGAUAGCAGCAGCAAUGCUGCUUUCGAAGAUGUCCCAGGCAACUUGCUGACCGUCAGCUCGUCGGCGUCUGUGCACAGCCACUGUGAGCUGGUGAAUGGAGUGCCGGAUGAACACACAUCAACGUCAAGACUUGUUUUGCACCAAGACGAAGACUCAGCAGCGAGUUCAGCCAUUUCAGACAUUGAUGCAGUGGUUGGCAAUGUGGUGACUGUUGAGACAGUGAGGGAUAUUGUGGAACAGGUGGUGACCUCGUCAGCCUCGGUGACCCCUGUGUCACUGUCCCAGCCUAGCACGUCCAGUGGCACAACAGGGCCACAGCUCCUGCUCAAGAGGAAACGUCGUGUUAAUGCACUUAUUGAUGAAUCUUUGUGUGCCUCGGGGCAUGUGUCUGGUUGGGCGCGAGUGGCAUCGGGACUCCUGGACCGAGUGUGUAAAUUCAGAGGUGCCAACAGGUCGAAGGGCGUGCCUCCACCAGCACACUGGUUUUUAGAGCCAGUUGAUCCUGAAGAUGCUCCCGGUUACUACGACAUCAUUGAUCAGCCCAUGGACUUCUCAACCAUAAAGAAAAAACUGGAGUGGACAGCCCAGCUGCCCAUUCGCAGUGUUCUUCAGCAUGUGCAGCACCUCGAAGCUAGAAGAUUGCAACGUACACCUUCAGAGUGGCCAGUACCGGGACAUAACGGAGUUUCACGAGGACAUGAUGCUAGUGAAGCGGAACUGCCAGACGUACAACCCUCCCGAUCACGAAGCAUCACUGGACUGCGAAGAAGUGUUUGCCUUCUACCUGCAGGAGUACAACCGGUUGGUCGAGAAGUGGCAGAAGAGCCACUUGCUGUCUUCGCCAAAGAGAUCGAAGCUGAGCUGAAAGUGACUUGGCAGUGCUUAGCACAGACAAUUCUUGUGGCCACUUUCCCGUGCACUGAAGUGUGUUCAACGGUGACAGAGCAGCAGCCCCGUAUACUUGGCAGGGUGCGGACAAGGCCACGAGUUGCUCGUCUACGGAACACACCAGACCGAGAGCACUUCCCUGCCUUCUACUUACAUGCAUGUGCUUGUACAUAUGGGACCCAUGUGGAAGGAGUUGCCACAACAAUCAUCUGUACAUAUGUUUUUUUGGACAUCGUCAUCAGUGUCGUCGUGAACGCACCUCCCCGUCUCCACUUUUAUCUUUUCUUGCCCCUCGAAGCCAAACAGAUGGCCUUCAUCCUGAAGCUUUGAUCUGGUGUCACGUGUUGUAUAAUACAAAUCUACAGUUUGUUUUUAUUCCCAGCUUAUAUAGUACGUACAUGGCUAAUUUGCCCUGUAGUAUGUUGUACAUCUUUUCUUUUUUCUUAGCUGUCAUUUGUUGACCGUUUUUUUUAAUUAUUAUUAUUUUAUUAUGUUGUUGACACCUCUGCUUAUUGCCAAAAGUAAACAGUUGCAAAGCAGCGCUUCGACGGAUCGAAUUGCUGUAGCAUAUACUAUAUGUGUACUAUAUAUAUAUAUAUAUAUACACCUGGUGCUCAGAGCUUCACAUACUUGUUCUUUUCACAUUUUUAUUUGUGAGAUUUUUUGGAAGCGAAAUAUUUUUAAAUGCAUUUUCAAGAUCCCAUGUAGUGCACUUUGCAAGGCUGGCUGCAGUAGUCGCAACAGUCCGUUGGUCACAUGGGCAUAAAUGGUGGAGAAAUGUUUUGUUGAUCACGAAAGGUGGAAAGAGAGAAAAAAAAUGCAACUUUGGCUUGUGUUUCAUGGCAGUUUUUAAUUCUUGCACUAUUUUAAUAACAUGCAGAAUUGAAGCAAAACGUGAUUUGCAGUUUUAGCUCCGGAGUGCAAGUUAAUUUGCUUUGUGCUGGAUCAUUGUGCUGUUCUGCUUCCUGCUUUGUUGGUGUGCGAAAAGAAUGGAAUAAUGAUAUCUGCACAACAUGAAAACUUAUCUGAGGAAUCUUGUAAUAUACUACUAAUUACUAAGCCAUAGCAUGUACAGAUUGUGGUCCCAUGUGUAAAUACUGACAGAUGUGUGUACAUACAAUGUACUAUAUAAUGUAAUUGUUAAGUUUGUGUCCUUCCCCAUCACCCUCAUUAGUGUAUAGUGUACAUAUAUAUAUAUAUAUAUAUAUUGUAAGAAAAAGGAUAUUUUUAAGCCCUUCAUUUGUACAUGAAAUUGUGAUUCCACCUGGGCACAUUUUCUUUUUUUUCGUUUUUCUUUUUAACAUGAAACUCUGUGAACUUGAUAUGCAGCCGAGUUGGGCACCCAUCUUAGCCAAGGUGUCUUUUUAGAAAUACUCAUCGCAGGUAUGGAUGAUGCGAUGGAGGGACACAGGGCCUAUACUAUUUUUUUUUUUCUGGCACUGGAGAAUCGAGUCUACUGAUAUCUCAUGCUUGAGAAAAAAAUAAUAAACACGUGGCAAUGUUG
Molecule: messenger RNA, 7909 nt
Organism: Dermacentor andersoni
Lineage: Eukaryota; Metazoa; Arthropoda; Arachnida; Ixodida; Ixodidae
Biological process (GO): regulation of DNA-templated transcription
Cellular component (GO): nucleoplasm
Molecular function (GO): protein binding
Source: RefSeq, a predicted model, not a curated record